AUGGCAUUGGAUUUGUUUUUAGCCUUCUCAAUGUGCUGUUUAUCCACGUUUGUUAUGAUUAAUACAAACGCCAAUCCCCAGGUUAGCUCACUAUCUGUAUCAACUGCUAAACCUCACAGAUUUGUCUCUAAAUUGAUUCACCCUCACUCUGUUCACCAUCCAUUUUAUGACCCGAAUGAAACAAAAGAAGACCGGAUAGAACAUGACAUCAAGCGUUCACUUGCACGUGUUGCCUCCUUGCAAUCAAGGAUUGGGGGUUCUUUAGCUUCACAUGAUCAACAAGCUAGUCUCUAUGCCUCAGCAUCACAUUCAACCAUGCUGGCCAAUAUCUCAAUUGGCCAUCCCCCUGUCCCACAACUUCUAGUUAUGGACACUGGCAGUCCAUUAUUGUGGAUUAUGUGUGUCCCUUGCUCGAAUUGUGCCCAAUAUCCCGGUCAAAUUUUUAAUCCUUCACUGUCUUCUACCUAUUCCCCACUAUGCAACUCAGCCCCUUGUCAUUAUAACAGCUCAAAUCAAUUUCAAUUCAAUAUCACUUAUGCAGACAGGACCUUCACAUCAGGAACACUUGCCCUUGAACAGCUAGUAUUUGAGACACCUAAUGAAGGGAUUGAAGUAUUCAAAGUAGUGUUUGGGUGUGGCCACAACUUUUGGUCAAACAGAGAGCCAGGAUAUAAUGGAAUACUAGGACUGAACAAUUAUAAUCUGGCUCUGGCUUCUCAAACUGGCAAAAAAUUCUCUUACUGCAUAGACAGUAUCACUGGCAGUAAUUUUGAUCACAGCCACUUGAUAUUUGGUGAAGGAGCCUAUCUUGAAGGCUACUCAACACCUUUUGAAGUGUUCGAUGACAUGUAUUAUAUCACCAUGGAAGGCAUAAGUGUGGGAGAAAAGAGCAUUAACGUAGCCCCAAAAACUUUUGAGAGAAAACCAGAUGGCACAGGUGGAGUCAUCAUAGACUCGGGUUCUACAUUUUCCUUCCUAGUUUAUGAAGGGUACAAAGUACUACUCAGAGAAAUUAGAAGUCUCUUAGAUGGGUCCUUUGGAGGAGUUCGCUAUGCAGGAGAGCCAUGGCUAUUGUGCUAUUUGGGGACUGUGAGCAGAGAUUUGGUUGGAUUUCCAGUGGUCACAUUCCAUUUUGCUGAAGGUGCAGAUUUGGUCUUGGACACAGAAAGCCUCUUUAUACAGAGGAAGAAUGACACCUUUUGCAUGGCUGUGGCUCCUAUCAACGUCGUUGAUCUCAGGUCUAAGCCUUCUAUUAUAGGCUUAUUAGCUCAGCAGAGUUACAAUAUCGGAUAUGACCUCAAUGAUAAGGAUAUUUACUUCCAAAGAAUUGAUUGUGAACUUCUUAGUGGCUGA
This is a messenger RNA of Prosopis cineraria, 1353 nucleotides long. Its product is annotated as aspartic proteinase CDR1-like. The coding region runs from base 1 to 1353 and encodes 450 amino acids. NCBI's taxonomy places the organism in Eukaryota, Viridiplantae, Streptophyta, Magnoliopsida, Fabales, Fabaceae. Gene Ontology annotation, cellular component: extracellular region. The transcript has a single exon. The record is from RefSeq and is a predicted model, not a curated record.